Messenger RNA from Funneliformis mosseae, 1107 nucleotides. NCBI's taxonomy places the organism in Eukaryota, Fungi, Glomeromycota, Glomeromycetes, Glomerales, Glomeraceae. The record is from the annotation of a GenBank genome assembly.
AUGCGAUUAACGUCUCUUUCAUUUUUGGGGUUAUUAUUAUUACUAUCAGUAGAAAUUAUAUAUUGUGGAACUGAUUAUUAUUCAGUUUUAGGAGUAUCACGGUCAGCAAGUUCAAGAGAAAUUAAAAAAAGAUAUAAACAAUUAUCAAAAAAAUAUCAUCCAGAUAAAAAUCCCGGUGAUAAAGAGGCCGAACAAAAAUUUGUUCAAUUAGCAGAAGCGUACGAAGUUUUAUCGGAUGAUGAAAAACGAGAUAUUUAUGACAGGUAUGGAGAAGAAGGACUAAAGCAGCGAAGUCAAGGUGGAGGAGGUUUUCAUAACCCAUUUGAUAUAUUUGCUUCAUUCUUCGGUGGAACUGGUCAUUUCGGUCAUCAUCAACAAUCGGAAAGACAAGGGCCGAACAUUACUAUGGAAUUAGAAGUGGAAUUAAAAGAAUUAUAUUUAGGAGCUCAAAUUGAAGUCGAUGUUUCGAAACAAGUUAUUUGUGAACAUUGUGGAGGAUCGGGUGCAAAGAAAGCAGAUGAUGUUAUAACAUGUAAUGUUUGUGGUGGACGUGGAGUUAAAGUAGUUAAACAACAACUCGGUCCUGGAAUUUUUCAACAAUUUCAUUCCACAUGUGAAACGUGUGGUGGAGUAGGUAAAAUUGUAAAAUCGAAAUGUCCAGUGUGUAAAGGAAAGAAAGUUCGACGUGGAAAUGAGCAAUUAACAAUAAUAAUUGAAAAAGGGCAAGUUGAUGGUGGAACGAUUGUUUUUGAGAAAGAAGGUGAUGAAUCACCAGAAACUAUUCCCGGCGAUAUAAUAUUUAAAGUAAACACAAUACCGAAUCCGACAUUCGAAAGAAAAGGAAACGAUUUAUAUGCAGAACAAACAAUAUCACUGAUAGAUGCACUUACUGGAUUUGAAAAGAAUAUGACACACCUUGACGACAGAAAUGUUUUACUGAAAAGAGAUAAAGUAACGCAACCGGGAUUUGUUCAAAUUAUUAAAAAUGAAGGGAUGCCACAAUUUAGAUCACAAAGUAAAGGCGAUUUAUAUGUAAAAUACACGGUAGUAUUCCCUUCUGUAAUAGAUGAUAAUACCAAACAAGGUAAGAACAGCAUUAUUUUAUAG